Messenger RNA from Fopius arisanus, 1794 nucleotides. RefSeq names its product TLD domain-containing protein 1. The transcript has 3 exons. The record is from RefSeq and is a predicted model, not a curated record. NCBI's taxonomy places the organism in Eukaryota, Metazoa, Arthropoda, Insecta, Hymenoptera, Braconidae. The coding region runs from base 210 to 1553 and encodes 447 amino acids.
UCGUAGUUAUUCGGCUGGGUAGUUGUUCGGUAGAACUCAAGCAAUCAUCAGUAAAUGAAGUCUUAACCUCAAAUAAAUUAAUGGAUUAAUUAUCCGGCAAGAAUGGAAAUAUGAAGAAUUCCUUGAGCAAACUUAUGUGGUAGAGAGGAUCCCCCGGUUUAUGGAUUAUCGGACGUAACUAACGACGUACUCGACGUUGAUAAGAAAAGAUGGGCCACGGAUCAAGUCGUUCAGCUUCUUCGGCGAAUAUUUUAUCAGCUGAUGAGCUGACCCUUGUGGAGAACCUCUUCAAGUCGAUGUCUCGGAGUUCAGGUUCAAUAAAACGUGAAGAUAUAUUCAAGCAUUGGUCGACGCACCUGGAUGAAGGACUUCUCCAGUGUGUGGUGCGUUUUCUCUGUUAUGAGCCUGGCAAGAAGGUGUCUGCUAUAAACGGUGAAAAUUUUGGCAAACUCUAUGUCUACGCGGUGAGAGGAAGUCCUGAGGAACGUACAAAUUUGAUAUUCCACGGAUACUGCGAUGAAGAACAAAAAUUGGAGAUACCAACAGCGACAUUUUUAGAGUACCUUCAAGCAACGAUUAACUCAUAUCUAAGAUUACAAAAGAAUUGUGGCAAUGUUCAUCACAAUAGCUGGAGUAAUAUUGGUUGUACAGUGAAUACUCGACGAAUACAGAUGCGAUCAAAAUCCCUAUGCGAGGAAUUAAUAAAAUACGGCGAUGUAUUAACUUCGGAGCAAAUUGAAAAUUGGUACAGUCAGUCUGCGACAUUCAAAGCCAUUCAAUCACACGUAUUCCAGUGCCUCUUUUUAAUAUCUCAAAAGAAAGGUGACAAGAACACAAAUGCACGGAUCAACGACCUAAAUCUUCUACCAGUUUGCAAGGGUCUCGAAAAUAUACCUCAUUUUCCGAGUAUUCUUGGCCUUGGUGAUGUACUUUUCUUAAAUCUCAGUCUACCUCAUGAAUUACGGAAUGAAUGGCGUUUUCUGUUUUCUAGUCAAGUUCACGGGGAAUCUUUUUCAACGAUGCUAGGACGUAUACAAAUGCAGGGAGCUACUAUUAUUAUAAUACAAGAUACUGAUGAUCACGUUUUUGGUGCAUUUGCCAUUGAUAAUUGGUCACUUAGUCCAAAUUUCGUUGGCAAUCAGACAUGUUUUCUAUUCAAAUUAGAUCCACUAAUUCUCACAUUCCCAUCGAGUGGAUACAACAAUCAUUAUCAGUAUUUGAAUCUACAUCAACAGACGAUGCCAAAUGGUCUCUUGAUUGGAGGACAACUCAAUUAUCCUGGUUUGUGGUUGGAUUCUGAUUAUGGAACGGGCAAAUCUAGUCCAUCUUGCACGACUUUUCUCAAUUACGUUCAAUUGAGUGGCAAAGAGAAUUUUACGAUUAAACAUCUGGAGGUGUGGGGCGUGGGGUGUUUGCCAGAGAUCGAGGAGGGCACUAGAGACGCUAAGUCAAUCCUUGAUCAGGAUGCUGCGUCUCGAGUGAUGCUGGAACUUGCUGGUCGAAAAAUGCACAGUGAUGGUUUUAGAGAUAAAACAGAAGGGAGUGAUAAAUAGAUUAGCUUCGCUCAUAUCAGCACAUCGAAAAUAUAAACCGUUAAACCAUUCGAAAUUUAUCACUUUUUUUUCUCCAUCUUCAUUCUUUUACAGAAAUUAAUAAAUCAAUAAAUUUUUAAACGGCCUGAUUUUCUAAACCGCUAUGUUCAAUAUCAUCUCACUAUCUCUGUGCGUGAAUGUUGCACCACGAUGGACUUUGAUGUAAAGAGUAAUAAUAAAGGUUAUAAAUGGUGAAGAUAAA